GGCACUAGUCAUCAAUUUCCCCCCAGUUUCCUCUUCUCGUUCAAACUCCGCGCCUCUCUCGCUCUAGACCUCGGUCUCGCGAGAUCUCUCGUGAACUUACAGAACCGGAAACAGCGUGUGGGUCUCUUCCCUCUUGCGGCCAUCGUAGGAGCGCCAGCGGUCAAAAUGAAGUUCAACCCCUUUGUGACUUCUGACCGGAGCAAGAACCGUAAAAGGCAUUUCAAUGCACCUUCCCACAUUCGAAGGAAGAUCAUGUCGUCUCCUCUUUCCAAGGAGCUGAGACAGAAGUACAAUGUUCGGUCCAUGCCCAUCCGAAAGGAUGACGAGGUCCAGGUUGUUCGAGGACAUUACAAGGGGCAGCAAAUUGGCAAAGUAGUCCAGGUUUACAGGAAGAAAUACGUCAUCUACAUUGAACGAGUGCAACGGGAGAAAGCUAAUGGGACAACUGUUCACGUGGGCAUUCACCCCAGCAAGGUAGGUGUUUUUGAGAAAGCGUGAGGGGGAGAAGGGCAU
Myotis lucifugus (little brown bat) is the source of this 513-nucleotide messenger RNA. RefSeq names its product ribosomal protein L26 (gene RPL26). Gene Ontology annotation, cellular component: cytosolic large ribosomal subunit; ribosome. Lineage: Eukaryota; Metazoa; Chordata; Mammalia; Chiroptera; Vespertilionidae. The coding region runs from base 166 to 498 and encodes 110 amino acids. The transcript is spliced from 3 exons. Gene Ontology annotation, biological process: cytoplasmic translation; ribosomal large subunit biogenesis. Gene Ontology annotation, molecular function: RNA binding; structural constituent of ribosome. The record is from RefSeq and is a predicted model, not a curated record.